Cuscuta campestris is the source of this 638-nucleotide messenger RNA. NCBI's taxonomy places the organism in Eukaryota, Viridiplantae, Streptophyta, Magnoliopsida, Solanales, Convolvulaceae. The record is from the annotation of a GenBank genome assembly.
CGAUGGUUGAAUACGUUCCCGAAAGGACAUUUCACCACAUGGGAGGCGCUUCAUCAAGCCUUCAUGCACGAAUACUUCCCACCAUCUGCCAUUGCAAAAAUUAAAAGAUCUAUUCAGAGUUUUUCUCAAAAUUCGACUGAAUCUUUAAGUGAAGCAUGGGAAAGAUUCAAGGAUCUGAAGAUCAAAUGUCCACCUGCUCUAAUUGAUCCUGACAGCCUAAUGUUCCAUUUCUACCAAGGACUUCUGGUUUCAUCGAAGAAAGAACUAGACCACUCUUCAAAGGUCGGUUCUUUCCUAGAUAUGACGCCGGAGGAAAAUGAGGAAUUGGUGGAAAAACUCACAUCAAAUGCCAAAUACUGGUACGAAGACCGAGUUCCACAACAAAAAGCUGGAAUGUAUGAGGUGGACACUUUCACCGCACUCAAGGCAAGUAUGGAAAGUCUCAUCAAGCGGACCAUCCAAGAUCAGUUCAGUGCAAGUUCUCAUCCAAACAAACAACAUGAAUCAAUUGCUCAGGCCAAUGCUUACUAUCAAGGAGGAUCUAGUUCACACCAAAAUGAACUGGUCCUGUCUUGUGAAUCUUGUACAGGUGCAGAUCUGACAUCUUAGUGCCCGUACAAUGAAAGCACAGCAAAGGA